AUGGGUGGUAAUCUCAAGUUCCCUCAGACUGGUAAAAAAAGAGUGUGGUUUUGUCAUGUAGAUGAUGAUAACUAUGUGAAUGUACCAGCUUUAGUUGGGUUUCUGCAGCAGUAUAACCACAGUGAUAACUGGUAUUUAGGCAGACCAAGUAUAAGUCAUCCAAUGGAAGUACUAGACAGAGCUAACCCAGGACAAAAGUUGGCAUUUUGGUUUGCAACUGGAGGUGCAGGUUUCUGUAUAAGCAGAGGUCUAGCUGAUCAAAUGGUACCACAUGCUGGAGGAGGAAGGAUAAUGACAACAGGAGACAUCAUAAGGUUACCAGAUGACUGUACUGUGGGAUAUAUCAUAAAUCAUCUAUUGAAAGUGCCAUUAACAAAAAUUAAAGAAUUUCAUUCCCACUUAGAGGGACUACAUAGGAUUCCUCAGCAUCAACUCUCUGAUCAGCUGACUUUAAGUUAUUUUAACAGUAAUGUGAUAGAUGUAAAAGGGUACAGCCAUGAAAACGAUCCAACAAGAUUAAAAACAGUUCACUGUCAUCUGUAUCCCUACCUUUCUCAGUGUGUAGACAUGCCAAGAUGGUGACCAGUAUUAUAUAGUGUUCACCUAUACCUACUGGCUUCAGAUAUAACUAUAGUGCUGUUGCUGAAAUGCUGCUGCAAGACUUUAUAUUUAUACUAUAGAUUCAAGUCUUUUUGUAAAUGUAUCAUGCACAAGCAGAACAAUUUCAACGAGAUCAACAAAAGAUGAAAACUUUUUGAUACAUUUGUAAAUGAUAAAUUUUAUAAUCUGUGAUAUUGGCAUGAAAUGGUUGUAGUAGAUUAAAUUUUAAAACUUGAAUUAAUGAAAAUUAUUGAUUUUGUAACUAUGUUUCAAAAGUGUUGCAAGUAUCUUUUUUUGUUAUGUUAUUUGUUUUGGAAAAAAAGUCCCACUGAAUUUAUGUUAUUCAAGGGAGAUAAUUAUGUAAAUCCAAGUUAAAUUAAACCCAAAUAAUUUUUUAGACAACUGUAUUUUAUAGUUGUAAAACUGAGCUCUUAAGGUUUUAUGUUUCGCAAAAUUGCUGAUACAACAAAUGAUAAAAAAAGAAUUUCAGAAUAGAUGUUUGCUGCUUACAUGUGAAGUGCAAUUGAUUGAUAAGUUGGUUGUGUUCUAAUCUCAUUUAAAUUUUUAAAUUUUAUGUAAAAUUUCAUAUCACAUUCAUCAAAAUAAAGUUGUGACUAAAGUUUUAUAAUGAGAAAAUACAAUAUUCUUAUUGUGAAUUUGUCCUUUAUUUUAUUUUUCAUUUUAAUUUCCAUCACAGUUAACACUUUAUUAACUAAUAGCUGAUUUAUGAUUUCCUCUACCAGUUGAUUAUUUUUUUGUAAUCAGCACAUGGUUUGUUUUAUUUCAGUCCUCCAUUGUUCAAAAUUAAAUUUUAAAGUAAAAUUUUCUUGCUUUCCCCUGAUUUUGCUGUUGGAAUAUCAUGAAAAAAGGAUGACCUGUCUGAAAUAACUCUUUAUGCAGAUUAUUGAAAGCAAGAUAAAGUUUGUCUAAAAGUCAAUCUAGAAGUUCAAAUGCAAUUGUGAAGAAAUUUAAUCAAUUAAUUAUUAUUUGUAUUUCAGAAAUGCAAUACCUGAACCUUAUUUGUUUUUUCCUGUUUAAAUUGUUUUAUAACAGUGUUUUGGGUCUAAAUAGAGCCCUUAGUAGGAUGCUGUCCAAUGUGAGCCAGGCCAGGCCUUUGUGUUGAAGGCUCUAUUAUUGCUUACUUUAACUACGCUGUGUCUUGAUGGAGAGUUGUCUCUUUGGUACUCCUACCACAUUUAAAAAGAUAUUCCCUCUGACAUUUGAAAUUGAACUUAAGUUGCCUUGUUACUAAGGUUUCUUAUAUUGACCUAUCCCUUUUCUCUCUUGCUGGAUAGUUUUAUACUGGUCAUUUGGGGGCACUAUGUAGCAUACUGAUCAAUGAGAUGGCUCAAAAUCUCAUUACACUAUAAUUUGACAUUUUCGUACUUAAUAUAUAUAAACUGAAAAUUCAUCAUCUGAUGGUUUAUUCUCAUUUCGCCUUAGCUGUCAAAAUAAUUAUAUAAAAUUAAUCCCAGUUUGCCUUAGUACAAAUUUUCAGGUACACAGAAAUAACUAUGGCGAUAUGGGAGCUUCUGUAAACAAUGUAAUUAAGUUAUGUUUUGUUUGUAUAAUGUAGACGAAAGAAUGUGUUUUAUGUGUAAUGAUAACAUAGAAGACGAAAAACAUGUAAUAUUUUCUUGAAUAUUUGAUAUAUCUUAAUUAUAAUAAAAGAAAUACUGU
Molecule: messenger RNA, 2280 nt
Organism: Mytilus trossulus (common blue mussel)
Lineage: Eukaryota; Metazoa; Mollusca; Bivalvia; Mytilida; Mytilidae
Product: fringe glycosyltransferase-like
Exons: 7
Coding region: 1-582 (193 amino acids)
Biological process (GO): regulation of Notch signaling pathway
Cellular component (GO): membrane
Molecular function (GO): O-fucosylpeptide 3-beta-N-acetylglucosaminyltransferase activity
Source: RefSeq, a predicted model, not a curated record